GUCGUCAGGGGGGACGUGCGUUCUUUCUAAAAAAGUACAAUUUUUUUAAAUAUUCGAGUUAUAUCUAUCUUUAAUCUAUCAAAUCUUAGUAACUAAGUAUUUUACUUUGAAAAAAUAUGAAAAGUGAUGAAAUUGUGCGUAGAAAAAAUGAAAUUUUCCUCUUAUAGUGCGGUGUGUAAGGUGAUCCGAAUGAUUGAUUUGUGAAUCUUUGGCCAAAAUGGAACGAAAAGGAAUACGUCGACGAUUUUACUUAAAUAAUUGAUCUACCACGACUAUAAUAAGGUACUUUAUCGGAUAGUGAAGAAGUUAUAUCUGAUCGGGAAAUAUUACCAAUCAAAAGGAUUUACGUCAAACGUCGUAAUAACAGCUUUCGUCGCACGUAUUCUAAGAAACGGCAAAACCAAAGAUCGAGUACAAUGGUAACAGCUUUUUUUCAUUCGUAGCGUUAUAUAUAAUACGUCCAGGUAAGUUUGUUUCUUUUGAAAAGCUUCAAGGUUAAUAUAGAGGGAUAAUAGUAGUAAGUAAUAUUUAUUAAUGUAAACAAAACAGUUUUGUUCGAACUUCCAAGAAAUUUUGUCGUCAUUAUACAAAAACCUAAACAAAGCGAUCGAAGGUUUACCUUUGCUCAAAGUCACGAACGAUUCCUGUUCAUUCCUGUACGAUACUUCCUACGGAUAACAUUAUCGUUUAGCUCCUCGUCGUUUUACUACGUUUUGAUAUAUUUAAUUUGUUCGUAAUUAAUUAAAUAUUUUAUCAUAAUUUAAUUAUAACAAAGCGUAUAUUUAUAUAUAUAAGUACAUUUUGCAGUGGAAGUUAUAAAGUUUACUGUGUGCUGAUAAUUAAUAUUUUGUACAUUUAUUUUUAAUUUUUCAUAGUAAUUCUACAUAUAUGUGUAUAUAUAUACGUAUUAGGUUUCUCCACAUAGCAAUUUCCCCAUAGUGAGAUUCUGGUGAUCGAUAAGAAGACGACUACGUUUGGAAAAUAUUUAAUUUUUCAUAAUAUUACUCUUCUCCGUUGAAUCGAAUUCGUUGACUUUUUGUUUGUUAAAAUUAAUUGUGUCGUUUUCUUUUUCUUUUCUUUUUUUUUUGUUUUUAGAUAUAUUUAACAAGAAAUUUUCUCUGCGUAAUUUAUUUUAUUUUAAGUUUCGUGAAUUUUAUUUUUAGUUAAUCAGUUCCAACGAUGUUAUUUAUAGCUAUCUAUAAGGCGACCUUUAGAGGCAGUGUUUGUUCUUACUUUAAUUUAUUUUUAGCCGUAAUUAACGUUAUUACAGAUACGGCAAAUGAAAAUCGAUCGAUUUAUUUAUAUUUUCUUUUAUGGCCGAGUUAAUAAAAUCGCAUAUCAUGUAUCGUAUAUCAUGAUAUUAGAAUUAUCGUAUUAUUAUUAAGCAUCAUUUUACAUCUGAAGCCCUGAAGCCGAUGGACUCCUGCAAGAAUCUACAAAGGUUUAUAUACCAAGUAGAGAGAUCAUCCUUCUUCGUUUCCUACGAAAUUAUUUCCGUUUGACGGGGUUAAACGAAGUAGACAUGAAUUACCGGUGCAGUCUUGGGUGUCUCCACGAUCAACAGGUUAACUAGUUGGUUGGUCGGUGCACAGCAUAUUCGAAAUCGAGUUUGUUAUUAUCGAGGACGACGAGGACGACGACAAGGACAACGACGAGGACUAUCGGAAGAGGAAUCGUUGAAAGGAAAACAAGGAGAUACAAUAAAAAAAAAAUUUUCAUGUUAAGGAUCAAGAAAGGAGAGUAAAUCUAAGGACGAAAUUAUUUACGAAAGAUAGAAGAAGGAAUAAUAAAGAAACGAAAAAUAUAUACAGACAAGUCGCAGAAAAAAUGGCAACGAAUAGUCCAGAAUCAUCGAUCCAUUCGAAAUCCCCAAGGAGUCCACGUCAGCUGCCUCAGUUGCCGCGUAUCCCGAUCUCAGGACAAAGAAGUCCUAGUCAGUUGUCGGUUACGAAGACACCGAGUACUCCUCUAGUUUUUGAAUUCCCAGCUGAAUAUUAUCCGGAAACACCGAACACGAAUUUCGACUUUGACACGUUCGCACGUAACAUGGAUACCGAACAACAACGUGGCUCCUCGCGAAGUCCAUCUUAUUAUUCAAUAAAUAAAAAUCAGAAAAGUCCUAACAGCAGCGAUACUACGCUUCAUUCGUCCGGAAGGAAAUCACCGAUAUUUAAAUUCUGUGAUAAAAAUUUGAUAUCAUCGUCGAGUAAUAAUACGAUUAUAUCUGCCAAUAGAACGGCAACUACUUCGAAUUUUGUACCGAAAAGUCCGAAUAUGGUCGACCGUCGAAGAAAUUCGUCUUUUGGUUUGGGCGGACCAAAAAGUCCAAUAUCACCGACAAUAGUGACUCCAACAUCGUCGUCGUCUCAUGACAGUCCCAAACACACGGAUUCUGAAUUGAGAUGUAAGGAUGGAAGCUUUGGUACUCAAGACGAGAACGUUGAUCGAAAUUGUUCGAUGAACGAGAAAACUCGCGCGAGUAAGAUGGGUGGCUACUUGAAUCGUAGCCAAGGAUGUUUGAACGAGGCUACUCGGUGUUGCGAAGGAACUUCUGUUGAUACCACCGGAAAUGACAAAAAAGAGAAAAACAUGGCGAGAAGAUCGACCAGUGAUCUUACGGAGAUCGGUGAUGCUGAAACCGAAGUCACUUUAUUGUCUAGUCCGAGAAGACGAGGAUCCAUGAAGGGUGGACUAGCUUACCUGGCGUCGCGCCGUGGCUCUCGCGAUAGUCAAUGUUCGAACGUAUCGAAUAUUAGCAACGAGGAUGUUGGUCCAUUGAAUUUCAAUGCUCAUCCACGUGUCCGACAACGAAGAACUUCUAAUUUCCUCGAAUUACCAGUGCCGGAUCAUAUACGACCUCGAGUGCACAGCUUACCCGAAAAAGCGUACAAUCCGAGAGCUGGCGACGAUCUCUACAGAUUGAGGGCAUUCAGUAUCACUCAUAAAGGUGUCGUCAAUCGUGGAGAUUCUAUAAUAUCUCGACGCAGCAGGAGCAAUACAUCAGUAAAUAGCAGCAGGAACAGCAAUAUAUCCGGUGAAAGGUCACCGUUCGAAGGAUCCUGUUGCAGCGGUCAAGGUGGUGCUGAAAGUACCGAAAGUGAGAUCGAGGAAAUACCAAAAUAUCGAGUAGUUUUACUCGGUGAUUCUGGAGUUGGCAAGACAGCGUUGGUUUCACAAUUUAUGACCAGCGAGUAUAUGAACACCUAUGACGCUAGUUUAGAUGAUGAAUUUGGAGAGAAAACAGUUUCAAUUCUGCUCGACGAGGAAGAAUCGGAAAUGAUUUUCAUUGAUCAUCCCCAUAUAGAAAUGAGCGUCGAGAACUCUCUAUCUACGUACGAGCCGCAUGCCUGUAUCGUAGUAUACUCAAUAGUAUCUCGAACAAGUUUUCAAAUGGCCGAAGAGAUACUUAAUUACUUGUGGAGAGAGCACUAUACACAGGAACGAUCGGUUAUCGUCGUUGGAAACAAGUCCGAUCUGGCUCGAAGCCGUACAAUUUUAUCGAAUGAGGGGAAACAACUGGCGACGUCUCGGGAAUGCAAAUUCAUCGAAACGUCGAGUGGGAUAAAGCACAACGUGGACGAGCUUUUGGUUGGUGUUCUCAAACAGAUUCGUUUACGUGAGAGCCGUGAAAAGAAAUUAAGACGUCAAUGUAGUAAGGGCAAGAUGUCGAAACUUCACGCUAGUAAAACAGCUCAUAGUCUCAAUCUUGCAAGGGAAAUAUUAAAUAAAAUGUGUUUAAAAGAUAGUAAAAGUAAGAGCUGCGAAAAUCUUCACGUUCUUUAAGGGCAAAAGAAAAAGAGUAUCCACCAAAAAUAAUGAAAAAACUAGAAGACCAAUUUUCUCUGACUUUUUUUGUGCAAGAGAAAAUUCGUUUCAUUUCUUACUUGAAGUUUCGACAUAACGAGGAUGAUUAUAGUGAUAUAAUUAUUCAAAAAAUUCACAGUCCUCGACUAGCCGAAUGUAUGUAUGUGAGUACGUACGUACGUAUAUGUAAGCAUGUAUUUACGUAUGUAUGUAUCUAUCUAUCUAUAUAUUUAUCUACCAAGUUUAAGUUGAUCUCGAUGUUGGAAUAUACGAGCUGCACUCAUCA
Molecule: messenger RNA, 4090 nt
Organism: Vespula pensylvanica (western yellowjacket)
Lineage: Eukaryota; Metazoa; Arthropoda; Insecta; Hymenoptera; Vespidae
Exons: 11
Coding region: 1828-3783 (651 amino acids)
Cellular component (GO): plasma membrane
Molecular function (GO): GTPase activity; calcium channel regulator activity; GTP binding
Source: RefSeq, a predicted model, not a curated record